Messenger RNA from Paramecium tetraurelia, 1401 nucleotides. RefSeq lists its product as uncharacterized. The transcript has 5 exons. NCBI's taxonomy places the organism in Eukaryota, Ciliophora, Oligohymenophorea, Peniculida, Parameciidae. The record is from RefSeq and is a predicted model, not a curated record.
AUGAAUAAUUUUGAUUUCAGCAAUUAAACAAGACCUAAUAUAUAAAAUUAGAAUGAAAUAGCAACAGUCACAAUUAAUCCAGCCACUAGAUUAUCAUAACUUUUAAUACUAUUAAUAAUUACUAAUGCAUAUAUAUUGAUUUACACAACUUAUUUGAUGUUGGAAUACGAGCUUAUAAUUAUGAUAGUGUUCUAUUGGAUAAUCGAUAUAAUAGUUAUUUUGACUCUAUCGAUUCUGAAAAUCAAGUUAACAUACUCUUAAUAAUAUAGAUAUAAAAUUACAGUAGGCAAUCUUUUGAUUGACACAUUCCUCGCAGCAAUUUUCAAAACAAUAAUUCUCGUCAAUUUCACCUACUCAGAACUGGACAUCCAAUAUUUCAGUUAUGUUAUCAUGGCAUAUUAUUUCAUCAGAUCUGUGGUUAUUAAUAUUAGAAAAAUCGCAAUCAAUGAAACCAUCACAUAAUACUCCUUUCUUGUUUAAGGUGUAAAAAUACUGUUGGUACUCUAAUUGAUGCUAAUAACCAUGAGAUGGAAGUGCACCAUUUAUUGGAGUUGGUAUACAACAUUCAGUAUUGCUUGGGGUUUAUUAGUUAUAUUUUUUAUCGUGCACUUUGUUUUUCUACUCUCAAUCGGAGAAACCUUGAUAGAUUACUACAAAAAGAAGACAACCAAAAUAUAGUUGAUAGGGGGAAUAUGGUUAACAUUUUAUCUAUGUGGAUUUAGCGGAAUUCCAAUGUGGUUCUGUUAUAUCAUCUGUUAGAACCAGGAAGUCAAUUCCUUUCCGACUGUCAAUUAAGCAACCUUAUUGUGCAUCUUGAUUAUUUCAUAUAACUUUUCACUUCUUGUGGUCACAGUCAUCUGCAAACUCUAACUUAUACAAUUUAUCAAAGAUGUAGGAUUUGACAAUGACAGUCAAUAGGAACCAGUUGUAUAAGAAGAAAAACUACCCUAUCAAUUUCUCAAGAUUUCCUUGCCUUAAAAACUAAUUCAAAUAUCCUCAACUUACUUUGAUUUUGUCUAAGACUCAAACAAAUAAUAAAAUAAAUAGCAACAGCAACAGCAAUAGCAUAUAUCCAAUAGCAACUUCAGUGUGAUUAAUCAUAAGGCCAGACUCAAGGCUUUCGAAUUCAUGGCUAAGACCGAAUAAAUCAAUUCACCAGUAGAAAGAGAGUCAGGACUUGUGAAAAGCGAAGAAAAAUGCUAGGUUUGCUUUGAAAACUAACCUUAAAUUGUUAUGCUUCCUUGUUAACAUGGUGGCAUUUGUGAUGAUUGUCUAUAAAAAUGUUUAAAGAAAUCACCAAAUUGCUACUUAUGUAGAAAUAAAAUUCAAAAAUUGCUUCGAGUUUCGAAAGAGAAUUCUGGGAAAUUUGCAAUUAAUGACAUUGCAUUAUGUGAUGCCUGA